Molecule: messenger RNA, 1515 nt
Organism: Moneuplotes crassus
Lineage: Eukaryota; Ciliophora; Spirotrichea; Euplotida; Euplotidae
Source: the annotation of a GenBank genome assembly
AAAUGAUCAAGUUUGGAACAAGAGUGUUUUGCAAAAGCAACCUAGUCUCACAAUCUAAACCUUUAAGGAUAAUGAGAGUUAAGUCAUUAUGUAGAACAAGCACUAGAAGAGCUUUUAUGAACUUGUCUGUAGACAGAAAUUCUUCUUUAAGUUCAUGAUUUAGCAGGAAUUCGAAAUACCCAUCAACUCUUUUUAAAAUGCUGCCAUCUCGAAAUUUUAGCAUUGAUGAGAGAAACCCUAUUGAAUAUAUGAAAGACUAUGACCUCAGGAACUUCGACACCCUUGAAGAUAUCGAACAGGAAUUAGAAGAAAUAAAUACUCAGUUAAAAGAGUUUGAAGGUAAAAUUAAAGAUCCUGAAAUUCCAAAGAAAUAUUUAAAAGAAUUAAUCGUCAAAAUGAGAAGGAUGAGAACCCCUCCUCUCAGUGAAUUUGCUCUCGCUCUUAAUCAUUGAGUGGAGAAGGUUGGAAUCUUAGAGCCCUUCCAAGAAAUAUGGACUCUACUUGAGAGGCUCAGCUACGGCUCAAUUUCCUUUCUUUCAGGAGAAAGUACAGUAAACCUUGUGUAUUAUUUCUGUAAAUUCAGACAAACUUCCAAAAUAUUUUGGAGUAGGUUUGACUCUAAGCUACUGAAUGAUAUCCAAAGUAUCAAAAAUACAGAGACUUUGGCACUGCUACUCUUUGCCUUAGUCAUGGAUAGUAGAGAUAACCAAGCUCUCUACCAAACCGUCUUGAGCAAGAUAAAUGAUCAUAUUGAUACAGCUGAGAGUAAAGAUUGAUUCUAUAUUGCAGUUGCUUUGUCAAAAAACUUGAUCGAACCAAAUAGGAUUCCUUCAGACCUACUGUAUAAUCUGUACCUGACCACAGUACAGUUCAUUGAGGAGUACAAUCUAUCAGACUUAUCUCAUUUCUUAAUUCUCUUCUGCUCUCCAAUUGCCAAUGAUAAAAUUCCUGAAGACUUUUGGCAGAAAGUUGUUGAACCCCAAUUAAUCCAAGCAAUGGAAGAUUUCGAAGCUCAUAAGGAACAUAUCAAUAUAGAACUCUUCCUUGACGAUUACAUUAAAUGCCUAAUGGGUGUUGCAAUGUCUGGACAGAUUCAUGAAGAAUUUUGAAAUGAUUCUUUAGAGAUGAUUAUCACUAACCUAGAUGAGUGAAACAAUCACACUAUAGAAAACCUAAUUUACACUUUAGUAAGAUCAAAGAUUGAUGAGAAUGAAGUCUGGAACCAUCUCAUAGAUCAAGUUAUCAAAAGACAACUCAUCAUUGAUGAUGAGAUUAACGAAUUCUGUUUCUUACUUGGCAUGAUGGAUAAUAAAAUCGAUAAUAAGGAGCUGUGGGAUCACUUAGAUAAAAAGUUUACUAAAAUCUCAAAGAGCCCAGAAGAAUACCCUGUAGACCUCAUAGCUCUAUAUGCCAGUUGUUUAUCACAUAUUAAAACACCUGAAGAGCAGAAAGAAAUGUGGGAUAUUGUUGAGAAAGUUACGAAGAAUCAGCAGACUGAGUAAAUCCUUUCAAUCA